This is a messenger RNA of Nycticebus coucang (slow loris), 7395 nucleotides long. RefSeq names its product arkadia (RNF111) C-terminal like ring finger ubiquitin ligase 2C (gene ARK2C). The coding region runs from base 202 to 1242 and encodes 346 amino acids. NCBI's taxonomy places the organism in Eukaryota, Metazoa, Chordata, Mammalia, Primates, Lorisidae. Gene Ontology annotation, biological process: positive regulation of BMP signaling pathway; motor neuron axon guidance. The record is from RefSeq and is a predicted model, not a curated record. The transcript has 8 exons. Gene Ontology annotation, molecular function: ubiquitin protein ligase activity; zinc ion binding.
UGUCGAGAGGGGCCGGGAAGGGAGCCUUUCCAUGGGCCAUCUGUCUCCCCGCCAGCCGCCGCCCCACCGCCGCCCGCGCCCCGCGCUCCGCCUCCCGCCCCGGCGGCUCCCGCAGCCCCGCCGCCGUCCGCGCCCGCGCCCCGGAGCCGCGCCACAAAGGGCCCGCGCGCAGCCGCCGCCGCCGCCGCGCGAGGAGCCAGGAUGGUCCUGGUCCACGUCGGUUAUCUCGUGCUUCCAGUGUUUGGCUCUGUGCGAAACAGAGGUGCCCCCUUUCAAAGGUCUCAGCAUCCUCACGCUACCUCCUGCCGCCACUUCCACCUGGGCCCGCAGCCACAGCAGCUCGCCCCAGACUUCCCACUGGCCCACCCCGUACAGUCGCAGCCGGGCCUCAGCGCCCACAUGGCCCCGGCCCACCAGCACAGCGGCGCCCUGCACCAGUCGCUGACCCCGCUGCCCACCCUGCAGUUCCAGGACGUCACAGGUCCCUCCUUCCUACCUCAGGCCCUGCACCAGCAAUACCUCCUGCAGCAGCAGCUCCUGGAAGCCCAGCACCGCAGGCUCGUCUCGCACCCCAGGCGGAGUCAGGAGCGUGUGUCUGUCCACCCCCACCGCCUCCACCCCAGCUUCGACUUUGGCCAUCAACUGCAGACACCUCAGCCCAGGUAUUUGGCUGAGGGCACUGACUGGGAUCUCAGUGUGGAUGCUGGCUUGAGUCCUGCUCAGUUCCAGGUGCGGCCCAUUCCUCAGCACUAUCAGCAUUACCUAGCAACUCCUCGAAUGCACCACUUUCCCAGAAACUCCUCCUCCACGCAGAUGGUUGUCCAUGAAAUCCGAAACUACCCUUACCCUCAGCUUCACUUCCUUGCUCUCCAGGGACUAAAUCCCAGCAGACACACCUCUGCUGUGAGGGAGAGCUAUGAGGAGCUUCUGCAGCUGGAGGACAGGUUGGGAAACGUCACUAGGGGAGCUGUACAGAACACCAUUGAGAGGUUCACCUUCCCCCACAAGUACAAGAAGCGAAGACCCCAGGACAGCAAGGGCAAGAAGGACGAGGGGGAAGAGUCAGACACAGAUGAGAAAUGCACAAUUUGUCUGUCUAUGCUUGAAGAUGGAGAAGAUGUGAGACGCCUGCCCUGUAUGCAUCUCUUUCACCAAUUAUGUGUGGACCAGUGGCUCGCCAUGAGCAAGAAAUGCCCCAUCUGCCGAGUGGACAUUGAGACACAACUGGGAGCUGACAGCUGAGGGGAGAAUUAGCCAGUGGACGUCCCAUUUCCUUCACCAGGUCCCCCCUCGGCCAUAGCCCUUGCAGCCAAACUUUGCCUUCUGAGCCAUUUGACGUAGAGGAAAAGCCUGCAAGCACAUUUUGUGGAAGAAGGAGUUGGUGGUAUCAGUGUCUGAGGGAAAGGAGAGGGUGGGGAGGCCCACCCAUCCUGAAUGGUGACUGUCCCCAUCCGUCCAUCUGUGCAGAAGGGAGGGAGCUGGCCGUGCCCACAGCAGGGGCGGGAAGGGGGGGGCCCAGGCUGCUGAGAACCGAGGUGGGAUCUUGAAGACACUAGCUGGUAGACCGGCCCCUCAAUCCUGUCCUUUGAAGGAUUGUAUAUAUACCUCUUGACCACGUAGGAACCAUGUAGGGGUCUCUAGCUAUUUCUGUGGACGGCAGCCGGAGCAUGUUAGCUUAAGAAAAAAACGUCGUGUGUGGUGCUCUAGUCAUCUUGUGGUGGACAUGUCGCUAUUACUGAAUCCGCACCAAAUAUUUCUCAUUGAGUUUCUUAUUUUGGUGCCUGACCCAACCAACCAACGGCAGCCCCAAUCUUCCCGUCUUUGUGAGAGAAAAAGAAAGAGGAAUCAAAGGUGGAAAAAAAAAAAAAAAGCCAAAUCCUGUUUAGGGUGAAAAAAGUUUAUCUUUUAAACUUUUUUCGCCCAGUUUGGGAGGCAGAAGGCGGGGUUAUCGUAUUGUUUUUGUUUUUUCCUUGGCUUUUGUUUUUCUCAUGUUUACAUUGCACGGAGUGCGGAAAGGGCAUCUGGGGAAGGGAGGAUUAGAACAGGAGCCGACAGGGUCUCACCAGGGCCUCUGAGGAAGGCAGAGCUCCCUCAGGGAAGGGGAAGUUCAUCUAGGGGAGGGCUCCCUGGUCUCAGGGCUCACCUGUUUGGCCCCAGCUAUCCCCAGGCCCUGGUUCCACACUGGUCCAGUGAGGGCUUGGCCUUUAGCUCCAACUGCCCCUGUGUUCCUGGGAGCCCAAGGCCAAUGCUCAUCACACAUCCCUCCUUUAGGCUGUGACCUUGCCUCCCUAUGCAAAAAAUCAACCAGAUGAUGUAGAUAAGAUAGCAUGGGUCACAGACACUUGGCCUUAGCCAAAGUGCUCUCAGUUAGCACUCAAGGCUGAGAUCAAGCACUGUGGUUCUUGGGGAGCAACUUGAGCUUCUCUGGGAUGUGUCCAGUCUGAUACAGCCCCUCAGAGUUGAUCCUGGCUCUGCAGCCACAUUAGCUGGGUUGGGGAGGCUGUGUUCCCAGCCUCUAGCUCCUUCUCUGACUCCUUGGGCAAGUCCCUUCCUUUCUCUGUGCCUCAGUUUCCUCUCCUUCGAGUGGGGAGAGAUAACAGUGUAGUCCCCUUUCCAGUCCCUUUACCUCACCUAGACAUUGUGAGGAUUAGACUUUCUGUCCAGCAUGUUCUAUGCUCCCUCCUGGGAAGCUCUUGGGGUUUAGAGGUGAAGGUGCUCUGAGACACAGACCUGGAAGUUCCAAGUGAUGCUCCGUACAGAGUGUCUUUCUGCACCACUCCACAAUUUUCUGAACCCCAAAGAGAGCAGAGAUAUGGUAGGACAGAAGAAUGGAGAUAGUGGAGAUAGGAAAAUCCACCAAAUUUCAACCCCAACCCAACCUUCUUUUAUCCAUAUGUGAAGAACACCAGGUCAGCUGGCCUCCUGCAGUCUUCCUGUGCCCCUCAUAGCCCUCCUCUUCCCCCAUUUGCACUGCUCUCAAAGCCUCCCUAUUCGCCUCACCCCUUAGCCCUGUCUCAAUGCUUUCAUAUCUAUAAGACCAAGAGUGACAGGAUACUUAUUGCAUAUUUUGAGAAUCCCAUACAAAUGAAGGAAAUUUGAGCUUGUAUUGCUGCUACAAACGGUAAAACCAGGAUCAAUGGGUCCAUCUAACAGGGAAGCAGAAAUGGGCUUGAGGUGGAGCCUUCUAAGACAGCUGGCUCGUGGGGGAAUGGCUGCUCCAUCCUGAAGUGGCUCCUGCUAGGAGGUCACUCAAGAAACUUGCCUACUCAGGCUAAAGCCUCUCCUGGCACUAAUAUCAAGGUGUUCUAUAAAACUUUCAUGGAGUGCCUACUGGUGCAGGUGCUAGGGAAGAUAACAGCAAGGAACACAAUGUUCUGCCUUUAGGAACUUAAUCUAGUUGAAGAGACAGACACCCAAUCUAAUAUUCAGGGUUAGCAGCAACAAGCACCACAUCGUUCAGUUCACUGGUUACAGUAUGUUAACAGUGGCUCCAGGGAGAUACCACCAGUGGAGAAAGUAUCCAAGGCAGGAUUUAGGGGAAAACUGGUUAUGAAGAGCCACGAGAAGUUGGAAUUCUGCCCAUGCUCCCUCAUGGCUGGGCCCAAACCAGGAAUUUAUCAGAAGAUGGCUUUGGCCUGGAGGUAGCCUGGGUGAUCUAGAAAGGUCACACCUCUGUUAGUCUUAGUCUUUGGUUCUUUCUUCUGCAGCUGGCCUGAAAGGUGGCAGGUGGAAGGGACAGAGUGGGGAGGCCAGGAUGGACCUAGAACUGAUGUCCUGGGUUCCAGUCUUGGCUCUUCCCUGACUAAGUGUGCAAUGCUAGGAAUCCCCUUUGUCUCUCUGGGCCUCAGUUUCCUCUGUGAUGACCCAAGAGGUAGGUUGGAUGCCUGCCUCAUCUCUGUCCAACACUCACACUUGGUGAUCUUCCCUGGCAUCAGCACAUCUUCUUUAGAGUCUUUAGAGCCAUGUGCCCACCAAGCUGUGGAAAAGGACUUUCUAUAGGUGUGCACAUCUGUUUUGGGGGCUGAGGGUGCACGUGCUGCAUGAGAGGAUGGGACCUGGUCCCCUCCUCCCUCCCAAUUCUCUGCCCCAGGCUUACAUUAGGUACAGGGUGCGGCUCACCCAGAGGGAAGAGGAAGGCUGCUUAAUGUGGGGGUAGAUUCUGCAGUGCCCCUUCCCUUUCCAGUCCCUUGUCCCCUGCAGGUAGGGACAGGAGUUGACAGGCACUCAGAACCCUCCCAGCUCCCACUUCAGCCAGGCAGCCGUUGGGUGGGAAGAGAGGAGCCAGUCUGUGCUUCUGCCCUCUUGAGGCCUCCCUCCACCCCCAACUCCAGGAGGGAGCCUGGGAAGAGGGGAGAAGAGGCAGGAUGGCAGGAUCAGGCCUCAGCAUCUCACAUCCACCACCUCCAGGAGGGGACACCACCUGAAGCCCUCCUCCUGCUCAACUCAAGGGACUCAGACCCUUUCUUGACUGAGACGCAUGAGUGCCUUCUGGGGCAACAGCAGCCCCAGGGUUCACGUUGGGUGUCCUAACCGCAGCAGCAGCCCUGCGUUGCGGAACCACCAAGGAUGCCAAUCAAUCAACCCAAUGCCACAAACCCGGCUGGCACAGGCUAAGGGCAGGCAGGGGCCUCAGCUGCCCCACCUGGCCAGAACCCCCUCCAGCCCCCCUUUUGCCCUUGGCUACCACCAGUGGCAGGACUCAAGCUCCUCUUCUGCAAGUGUUCCCAGCCUCCGUGCAAGUAUUCUUAACUCUGUAUGCCUAAUGAACAAGCACAGUUUUUUCAAUGGUGAAGAAAAAGCACCAGACUUUUUUUUUCCUGAAAAAAAUCCCCUAAGCCCCCCGCCCCCCGCUUUCCGGCGGGACAAACACUCCCCGCGUGGGGCUGUAGCAACGUCUGUCAGGUCCCCUCGUGUCUCAUCUCCUGCGCGCGUAGAGCAAAUGCUAGAGCGAUUUCAGCUGAUAGAAAAACAAAAAUGAAAAAAACACAAAAAACAAAAAACAUGGCACGUUGCUAGUUUACAGGGUUUUGUGAGUUUAAAUGCCUUAUAUUUAACAAUCAUAAUUUAUGACUAACUUGUAGAUAUUGUGGGUUCUUAUUUAAUUAUUUUUAUAGUUGUUUUGCAUUUUUAAUUAUAAUUUAUUUAUUUAGAAAGGAUACUAAUUUUUUUUAUUACUCCUAUUACCUCAUUUUGGCGUUGUUUCUGGGAGUGGAAUGCUUUGCAUGCAUUGGUACGAUGACAAACAACUAUGAAUACAAAAAAAAAUUUAAAUAAAAUUCCGCAAACUUUAUUUCGUCCAAACUAUCAGGGUGUGUGAUUGCAAGCUGUCCUACUGUGGUGCUGGCCUCUUUGGAUACAUUCCAUACGAAAUGCAAACCUUUGAUUCUGUAUGCUGUGAUCUAGUGAAAAACUCCAAUAUAGUGACUGUAUUUAGCACAUAUAUAAAUAUAAUUUGCACUCGUCAGCAGACUGGGGUAAUCCUUUCACUUGCUGCCCUUGGCGUCCCCCCAACCCACCCCUUCCUUAACCUGCUUUUCCUUCUUCCCUCACCCUUCCCACAACCUCAGCCCACCCGGCCGCUGUUCUCUGAGGCACUGGAGUCACUAUCUCCACCCAGGCUCCAGCUCUGGAUGUUCCAGAACUGAAUCCGUUCAGACAUUACCAGCAGGAGCACCUGAAAGCCAAAAAACCCGGCUUAUUAAAAUAAGCCUGGACUGAGGACCCAGGAAGCUUAGAUGUUCAGACCAGCUCUAUUGCAGACUUGUCCAUGACCUUGAGCAAGUAAGACCCCUGGCCUGAGUCUCAGUUUUCUGGGCUGGAAAGAGAGAAGGGAGCUGAGGGAUCUUUGGGGUCUACCUUUGGUUUGGGCAGAAUAUGACACGGAUCCAGUAGGGAAUCACUGUGCUGUGCUAUCUCACCCUCUCAGGAGAGAGGGAAGGAGAAGGGAUGGAAGGAGAAUAGGAAAGAAAAAGAGAAGAACAGAGACAGUGGACAGAGAAUUUAUCCAGCUGACUUGUGCAAGGAGACAUCCAAAAGACUUUCUGUCCUUUUAUUGGCAGCAUCCUAUAGGUGGCAGGGAGGUAAGUUAGGUGGACACAUCCCUGGAUGUGGGAUGUGCCCUUUCAUAAUGUUCGGGCAGUUAUUUGGAACAUGAGCCAAAAUCCAUGUCUUGUUAGAUGUGGGGGUGGGGUAGGCGAAUAGAAGACCCAAACUAUGGUGUUUGGGAUUGGCACCCUGGUCUUAUGGUCUCCAGAAACCUUGUUGUUGAGAUGCCACUCAUUGACAACAGAUCGGGACAUAGAUUUUGGAGUUGUGGUCUCUUUUCUUCAGCACCUCCUUUGCUCCCUGGAGGCUGUGUGCAGGAGAGGCUGCUAUGGAGGGCGUGGGUCUCCUAUCUUGCUGCUCCUAUAGGUGGGGGAGGACUUGGGGCUGUGGUAUCAAAGGCUGGCAUAGUGGUGAGCCCAGCGCCUUUGAGUCAAAAGAGGAGAAAAGGUCUUGCCCCCAAAAGGAGCCUGUGGGUGAUCUGGGGCCUGGCAUGUCUGCCUUCUUCCCACCCCUCCUUCUUGCCUUCCUUCCCUGCUCAUCCUCCCUCUUGCCCUUGGACAUCACUGCCUUUGCCUGGUGGGGAUGAGGCCCCAUGGGGAUGGUGCUGAUGUAGGGGAGGAAGUAGAGAUGCAGAUUCGCCACCCUGCCCCACUAGGCUUGUGUGAGCCACUGGCCUUGUGUGGUCCCUGAGCCCUAACUCUGCUCCUGCCGGGCCAGGGUGCCCCCUCUCGAAUUCCUGCCGGCUGCCUGCCUGACUGCUCCUCUGCCUCUACCCAGGAGCCUUGCAUUCCUUGAAUAUAGCCUGCGGAGUCCCCUGCCACCCUGGUGGGAGCAUGGCCACCACACUGCCAGGCCUGGCAAACACUGCCCCCUCGUCAAGGCUCCUGGAUGGGCAUGCCUUAUGCUGCUCUGCAGGGUCAGAGUGGGAAUGGACCCUUUGCCCUGGCUGGCCUGUGCUCCUGCCUUGAGACCCCUCACCCCUGCCCCCACUCCUUCUCCCAGCCUCACCCCUGGCCUUGGAUGCGGCUCAUUUCCCAGCUCUGGGGCCCCUGAACCAGGCCCUUGAGGGGGUAAUUUUGUUGCCCCUGGUAAGUGAAAGGAUUAUCCUCGGUGUUGAUUGUCCUUUUUUGUAAUCCUCCUGCUGUUCUGUUCUGUUGUGCUGUGCAACAUUUUGCUACAUAGACUAUUUUAUAGCAGAAAGCUAGAAGAAUAUUUAUUAUGAAUAUUAAAGCAAUAGUGCAUCAAUGAAAAGGCGGAGACAUUAGGAAUUGUGUAAAUGCUUAGAUUCACUUUUGGUGGAUUUUUUGUACUUUAUUUAUAACUAAUAAAAAUGAACUGCAUUGCUAACUA